AUGGAUGGGACAGUGGGGACAUGUAUGUUGUGGGCUAGGGGAGUUGCAUGGGAAGGCAAGGGCUGCAUGAAUGGAUGGGACAGUGGGGACAUGUGUGUCGUGGGCCAGGGGAGUUGCAUGGGAAGGCAAGUGGGGACAUGUGUAUCGUGGGCUAGGGGAGUUGCGUGGGAAGGCAAGCUGGGGGAACUACAACAACUGGAGCUCGCGAGUUGGGUGGUGGGCUCGGCAAGUCGCACCUGCGGAGGAGGAGACAAUGGUAUAGAAGGGCUCGGCAGUGGGGGCUGCGGAGAUGCAAUGGGCUGA
Messenger RNA from Prunus armeniaca (apricot), 303 nucleotides. NCBI's taxonomy places the organism in Eukaryota, Viridiplantae, Streptophyta, Magnoliopsida, Rosales, Rosaceae. The record is from the annotation of a GenBank genome assembly.